This is a messenger RNA of Heterocephalus glaber (naked mole-rat), 4840 nucleotides long. Lineage: Eukaryota; Metazoa; Chordata; Mammalia; Rodentia; Bathyergidae. The record is from RefSeq and is a predicted model, not a curated record.
AUGGCGCUGCUGACACCCCAGGGAGCGAAAGAAGUCUUCCAGCUGCCGAGACAGAGAGGCCGAGGCCGGGAGCGCCUGCGAAGACUCCUGCACGGGGAGGAGCUAGGUGAGGCCCGGGCCGCUCGCAGGAGCAUUCUGCGGGACGCCCUCCAUGACAGCGUCCACUUCGCGGCGGGCAAAGGCUUCCCUUGGGUGGAGGUGGCGCGGGCAGUCCAGUUCACGGAGGAGCUGCUGGUGGAGACCACAGGCUGCUCCAUCACCGAGGCAGUGACGAUCCUGGGGAGCAAGCUCAGGGACUACCGGCGCCAGUUCAGCACCAGGCACCUGCUGGCCCUCUGCGACUACUUCCACAACACCUUCAUGCGCCACUACAGGCUCUACCAGUACGCCCUGGGCCGGGACCGGGGCGUCCAGCUGACCGCCACCCACCUGGAGGUGUGCACCCCGCCCCAGCCGCUGCCGCUGGCUCAGGGCACGCACAGGGACGGCUGGCACCACGAGCAGCAGGUGGCCGCGCUGCGGGCGGCGGCGACGCAGAAGCGCGACAGCGUGCGGCUCCUGAAGGAGGCGCUGCGCGCGGAGGAGGCGCGGCUGCUGGAGAAGGCGUUCGCGCGCGCUGGGGCCCGGGGGGACCCAGAGCCCUACUUCCCGCCUGUGUCCCCGCAGGCACUGGAGCAUCUCGUCCACGAGGCCAUUGGCAUCCAGAUCAAGUGCCUGGGGGAGCAGCUGCAGCUCAAGGUCCGGGCGGCUUUCGACAUCCUGGACCUGAGGCUCCAGAGGCGGAUGCUGAGUCUCAGUGCCCCCCACCCUUCCCGUCCCCCUGGCCCGGGCCAGCGGGGCCCGGAGGACUCCGUCAAGUCCCGCAAGGCCCAGAAAGGGAAGAAAGCCAGAGCGAAGUAGCCGAUGCCUCAGUGACCACAGCCCUCAGUGACUGGGAGGAGAGCUUUGGGGUGCACUCAGCACCCCACUGAUCAGAGGUUCUAUCUGUUAAAGGAAAGGAAGCCACGCACGUCCUCGGUCUGUCUUGGACACCGUCUCACACCCCUGCAGGUCCAAGCUGAUCAGAUUUGCACCCCACAGCGCAGGGCUUGCUAUUGGUGACCAAAGCCAGGCUCCGCUGAAGACAGGGCUGGUGGGGGUUCAAGCAGGGAGACUGAGGGGGAUCCCAGCCCCUGGCCGGCAGCCCCUCAGAACCACCGCCCCCCCCCACCUCCUCCUAACUAACACUGCUUAACCCAGGACGGCAGAGACUGGCUCGAGCCCUCCUUGCCAGUGCUUUGUGUCACUGCCCUGUGUCCCUUGCAUCCCGGGUCCCUGCUAGCCUUCCUGCAGGUGGUGGCCCAGGUUCCUGUCACUGUGACAUCUUAGGAGAGAGGCCAGCAAAAGUCUAUCAUCCCAUGUUCAUGCAGGUCACAAACCUGCUGAAGCUUCCCUCCCCCGCCCAAGGGACCCUAAGAUCGGGAGCCUUCUGUGACUCCAUCCCAGGCACAUGUCUCUCCUGCCAAUGGCUGCACAAGUUCUGUAGCUGUUGGCUUCAGCUGACGGCGGCCCCCAAACCAGGGCAUAAGGACCUUACCCCGUGCUGUCACUUCCCAAGUGCCCUGGCAAGCUUGUCCCCUGGUCACCCAUUUGUGUGGGGACCCAGCCUGGUCUGCCGGUCCAUCCACUUGGCACUGGCAGAGCCAUGGGAGGGUGCAGGUGCUCAGUGCUGGGCAGGGAGAAAUCAAUUCCUAUGGUGCCACCCUCAGAGCUGUGCUCCCACCUGGGAAGGCUGGGGUCUGGGUGAGGGCUUCAGCCACACAGCAAGUUCGAUGUUAGGAAACACUGCAGAGUGUGGGAGGACAACUGACAGAGAAGGACAGACUGAACCAGCAAUGUAAGGAAAACCUGACCUCCUGCCUCUGCCCUAAGAAGCAGAGAGAGACCACGCUGACUGAUUUCCACAGCCAUGUGGUGGCACUGGCUCAAGACAAGCAGAGGAGCCCUGCGGCUGAGGGGCAAGGGUGGAAGGGGGCUAGGGUGGGAAGUCACAGGGGCCAAGGUGAGGAGAAGGAGUAGGACCCUGGCCUGCUUGGGGCAGGAGUCUGAGCCAGAGGUUGUACACUCCAUGAGAGCCCCAGCUGCCUUGCCAUCUUGGGCUAUAGUCAGUGGCUGGGAAAACCCUAGCAAGGACACUGGGCUACCUUCCAGUGGACCCUGAGCUGGUACAGUUUCCACUCAGGCCUUGUACCCUGUGAAGGUGGGCGACCUUGAACAAGAGAGCAGCUGCUGUACAGGAUUAGCCUGGGACAUCCACUGGAGCCCAAGGAGAGAGGGGUCACAUGUUCUGGUUUCCCAUAUGGUCAUAUCCCAGGUGACACAGUUGUGCCUGUGCUGGGCCUACUUUAGCUUUUGCUGUCCCAGCCAAGCCUCUGUUGAGCAGAGGGCGAUUAAGACUGACGUGAGAGAAGACAGCUUCUUCAUCACAUACACUUGGGGUGUGUGCACCUCUCGGAGUGACAGCACGCGGGGGACCUCUCUGGGACCAGCUUGGGGCCUUCCCUGGGACAUGAGAUGCAGGCAGCCACAGCAGCUGAGAAGAGCCAGCGCCUCGCCCAGCUGGGCCCAAGAGAAGCACCUGGCAUCUCUGCUUGUGCCAGUGGCCCUGUGCCUGUCCACACCAGGCCACCAGACCGGACGGCACCAGCAGGAGGACAUGGAACCUGGGCGAGCCAGAACCGUGGGCACUGGAGCCACAGGAUUCAGCCCUCGCACAUGCGUGGUGAGCCCACAGAUGUGGACCUUGCUGUUUCUUCCCAUCCUUUUGCUGUUCAGUAAACCCUUUGGCAGCAGUAAGUUUGAUGAGGAGAAAGAAGCACGAGUUACCGUGACUUCUUUUCCAACAAGGCUAACGUGCAGAACGUGACCAUUUGUGCUAACUGUGCAUGGGAGAGUCCUAGCCAUGUCCCUGACUAUGGAGCAAGAAGGUGCCCAGAAGCGUGGGCAUCAACAGAAAACUCAGGUCCAGUAUCGGUCAGUGUCACCCACUCAGGAACAUGUCACAGGAGGAACAGCUCCCAAUAAUAUUAACUCUAUCAGAAAUUUCCUCAAAACUUUCAACACUAAAGAAGAAACUACUUGUUUUUGAGGUGAUAACACAAAUAUAAAUGCCGAUUUAUCUUAGCAUCUCAGUAAAAGCAAAAUUCUCUUUAUAUUAAAAAAACAAACACGAAUCCAUGGAGGUAGAGCAUGUGCAGAGCUAGUGGUGGGGCAUACAGAAGUCAUUCGUGUACCGGGGGACAAACAAAAUAGAGGACGGAAGAGAGGUGGAGGUGGUGAACAACCUCAAAUAACAGUGUGGGCUUCUCCCUCGAAGGUGCUGGGUGUGAGGGACAGCUGAUGUUACUCACCCAUGUCACGUGCACGAACUGACCAGUCAUUUGUAUGAGACACAGCGAGGCCCUGGGGACUCAGCAGCAGACAAGCCAGGCUGGGUCCCCACACCAACCAGCGAAUAAACAAGAUCCUCCCCGCUAUUGGGGAUGCACCAUAUGAAGGCCAUGGCAGGUAUGUAAACCUCCAAGGAACCUUGGGGUGCCAGUAACUUCACUGCCAAGGAUAUUAAGUGCCUGUUGUAUGCAAAAGACACAGUGAGUGCCCUAGGGGCAUAGUCUGGUGGACCUUGGCCCACUCCCUCCUUGGCCAAUGGGUGAGCUCCCUCCCCAAGGGGACCAAUCAUAAUACUCCACUUUCAUUGCCCCCAGUGAUUGGACCAGACAGAGGCACAUGACUCAAACUGGACCAGUCAAAGUACUGCAUCCUCACCCCAUCCACCACACCUCAUCAUGAUGGCCAAUCCAGGGAUUUUUCACCUUAAAGUUUCCCCAACCACUUCCUUUUGGAUUCUAGGAGGAGGUUCCAAACUGCAAGAAGGAAGACGCUGGCGAAGAGAAGCAAGGGAGGGAGAGAGAGGAGAGAGAUUGGGCCCUUAAUCCAACCACCCUGGGGGAGCUCCACCCUGCCAGGCAGUGGUUUGGCUCCGUGAGCCACCCUGCAACACCCAUUACUUCUCUGAAGUCAGAGAGAUGGGACGGGCAGGGAAGGCUUCAACAGGACGGAUGAGGAAACUGAGGCUCAGGCAGGUGGAAUGAUUGCACAAGGUCAUUUGACUAAUAGAGGGUGAAGCUGAGUCAGAAGCAGCCAAGCCUCUUACCUGCCUAGAUGAGAGCCCUUCCGUCCCCUCCCUGCCUCCAGGAGGCCUGACUUGGUGCACAGGGGACUGAAGUUCACAUCCUGCAUAGCCACAGUCCAGCUGGGCAGAGAGGAACACAUGGGACAGGCCCAGGCACCCCAGGGCCUCUGCCCCUCCCUCCCAGGAAGAGACAUUUCCUCCCCAGCACAACAGCGCCCAGGGCCGGUUCCCAGCACUCUGGGGCAGCCCAGCCAAGCCGCUGAGUCACCCUCAGCCCUCUGGCGAGUCACUUCCCUCCUGGGCACCUGGGGGACUGAAAGUGGCCAUCUCUGGGUCCUGGACAUUGCCAGUGGGCCUUUCCCAGCAGGGCUGACCAGUGCUGCCUGAGAGGAGGGGCCCGGAUGGCCACAGGGGACAGGGCCUUUGACAGAAGGCCAGGACGGCCUGCUUUGCCCUCCCUAGAGGACCAGCAGGGGUGUGGCUGUGCAGGACUCAGCAGCUGCUCUUUUAGGGCAAAACUGAGGGCUUGGGGGUGGAGCUGGGGUCUGGUGACUGUUGAGUGGAAGAGGGUGCUGUAGAAAGGUCCCCUCAGGACAUGCGGCAGCCACCGGAAGCCAUGCAUGGAGGGAUACAGAAGGACAUUCAAGCCACAUGUUCACUUUUUUAAAA